AUGGUGUUCGAAGUAAAGGUGAGGAGGAAUGAGAGGCAGAAUCAGUAUAAGCUGCUGGCAUGGCUCAACAAGGUCCUGCAGUCCAACUUCACCGAAGUGGAGCACACAUACUCAGGUGCAGCAUAUUGCCAGCUGAUGGACCUGAUUUGUCCUGGCUCUGUGGACUUAAAGGAGGUAAAAUUCAAGGUUGAGGACAAUUUGGACGUCCUCCACAACUACAAGCUCCUACAAGAUGCUUUCAGGAAGGCAGAAAUCAGUAAUGUGUUACCCAUUGAAGGAUUAAUCCAAGGGAAUUUCCAAGAUGUCUUUUUCCUAUUAAAAUGGUUUAAAGCAUUUUAUGAUCGUAAUUUUGCUGGACAGAUGUACAAUCCUUUGGAGGCUCGGACAAAAGCAGUGGAAAAUUUAAAAGGACUUGAGGACGUCACAGACACACAAGCAGAUCAGAACAGGGCAGAUAUAGACAUUAUGAUGGAACAAGAGGCCAUGGAUUCCUUUACGUGUGGUUUGGCCACACUUCAGUUCAUCAGCAAGUUCUGGCUUGGUGCAUCUGCUAGCACCAGUCCACUGGCUUCCUACAGAAGAGCCAAACAUCUCCUCAGCCAGACGUACUGUGAUGACAUCAAAGCAGCUUCUGUUCAUACCCCUUACUGCCUAUAUAUUUAUCCCGGGGUAGAGCUUGGAAAUGGGUUAAAGGGUAGUGUGCUCCUCAUUGGUCAUUUUAACCCAGGAUCUGGAGCUCACUGUAUCAGGCUGCUUGAUGUCAUUCAACCAAAGACAGAGACUGAUGCUGCUGAGCUUGAGUGUGUGGUUGUUACGCUAAGGGAUUUUGAGAUCCCUCUGACAAACCUUUCUAUGUUUUAUGUUAAUGCGAUGAUUCCUGAACAAAGCCAAGCACUUGUUUGUGGUCUUAGGAACCUAAAACCUGGAGUAGUGUCGCUGUGUGGCCUCCUAGACAUAGCAGCCCAAGCAUGUCAAGCUGGUGUCAUGGCAACCGGGGUUUCAGAGCAGAUUCACAAGGUCGUCAACAAGGUCCACCAUCACUACUCUUCUUGUACUGUUGCCAAGAACUCUCUGCAAGAGCUUUUUGAUGAAAUUGAGACACCUCUCAAUGUCAUUAAUCUCAGACCAUCUCAGUACCCUCUUUUUAUUAGAAUUGUACAUAAAAUGGCCAUUGCCUGGACAGAUCUCACUCAGUACUUUGGAUCCUUCAGUGACAGUGAGGAUGUAAAGGCAGUUUCUUCUCUCUUUGGUGAUCAGCAACUCAGGUUGACCUUUUUGUUCCUCAGCUUUGCUCUGCAGCCUCUCUCUGACCUUCAGGAGAACCUGGACAAAAUGGCUGAUUUGGGCCAGGUCCUUCAAGAUGCCUGUGGAUUGAUACAGUUUCAUGUUUCCAGUUUCCUUUGUCCACCUGCUGUAGAGCACUUCCUGAGGAGAGGCAACACUUCUCUCUUUAAGGACAAGAAGCAAUAUCUCCCAAAAGGAGAACUGAAAGUUGGUACCAUGGUAGAAGAAUUUCUUUCAGAGCUAAAAGAGGACAUGACUGGUUAUUUGGACAUCUUCCAUGAGAGUGUCAUCUCAUUUCAUUCUGCUGUAGCUUCCAGCAUCAUUGAGAACCUGCCUCUUCCAUACAUGGCGGUACAAAACAUGGCAGCAAUUCUUAGUCGUACUGGAAAACUGAAGGUGACGGGCAAGGCAGUGGCUGAUAUUGGUCUCCAGCUUGGUAUUUGCCAGAGCCAAGCUGAGGUCUCCCAGCUGAUGGAUGAAUUUCUGGAAUACCAACUAUCUGAGAGAGAGGAACACAUCAGUGGAAGCAGAAACAUCUCAGUAGAGCAAUACUGGAAGAGAGAGUUAAAGAUUAUGGGAAAGACGUCCAUUUUCAGGAAACUCGUCCAAAGCUUGUUAACUUUACCCAGGACACUCGCAAUGGAAGAAGUCUUUUCUCAAGCAUUUGAGAAUAGCAGCUGUUACUUAGAGAGCAGUCUGCCAGAAAAGGUCAUGGAGGUCACUGAGGAACAGGACAUGCACAUGCAGGAUGAGAAAGAGUUUUCUGUGGGAGAACUGGUCUGGGGUCAGGUGGAAGGCUUCUCCAUUUGGCCUGGUGUGGUGCAAAACUGGGAGAGGAGAAGAGCCACUGAUUCCAUAUGUAAAGUGAUGUGGUUUGGAGAUGGGAUGUACUCAGAGAUUAGUAGCAAGGGUCUCCUGCCCUUUGCUGACUUUGCAGAAUGCUUCUGCAACAUCUCUUUUGGCACUCAUUCAACCUACAAAGAUGCCAUAUUUCAGUCUCUUCAGGUGGCUGCCAGUCGCUGUGGGAAAGCAUUCUCUUUGGAAACAGACUGUAGAGAUGAGCUGCUCAGAGUCAUGUUGGAUUGGGCUUUGGAAGGCUUCAAACCAACCGGACCAGAGGGUUUUAGACCCCAAGCCAACAGAGAUGAAUCUGAAGAGCUGUUCAGACCAGUCUCUAACAAAAGAAGCAAAUUGAGGGUGAACAGUAAUCAAAAAUUAGUCCCAAAGAAGCAAAACCCACCCAUUUCCAUGAGCACGUUUUUAACGGACAAAACCAGUGCAGAGACCGUGCUAAAAUUAAAGCAAGUGUCUGUGUGCCUGAAGAAACUUUCUCUGGAUCUGUACAAUGGCUGCGUAGACCUGAAGGAUGAUUCAGUCAGCAGGAAACUUGGACUUCCAAAAUGGAAGAAUGUCUUCACAGAUGUUGUGAAGAAAUCUGUCAGAAAUGAGAACCCAACUUCAAAGAGGCAGAAAUAUGGCAACAGGAGCAGGGAUGAAAGCAAGGAGCAAAGCAUGAUUGAGCAAAAGCAAGAACAUGACUUUAACAGAGAGCGAAUGGUGCAUAAAGUUUUGAUCCAAGGGGAGAGUAUUGAAGAUUUCUGUUUGUCGUGUGGGACUGUGGAGAUCAACAUUUUUCACCCCUUAUUUGAGGGGAGCCUUUGUUUAAAAUGCAAGGAUAAUUUCACUGAGACGUUGUACCGGUAUGAUGAGGAUGGCUAUCAGUCUUACUGCACUGUGUGCUGCGCUGGACUAGAGGUCAUUCUGUGUGGGAAUGAGAGCUGCUCUCGCUCCUACUGUGUGGACUGUCUGAACAUCCUGGUGGGAGCUGGGACAUUUGACCGGCUAAAGGAGGUGGAUCCAUGGAUCUGUUACCUUUGUGAGCCGGAGCGUGGACACGGAGCCUUGAGACCAAGGCACGACUGGAGCAUCCGGGUGCAGGAGUUCUUUGCAAACAACAGUGCUAUGGAGUUUGAACCUCAUAGAGUUUAUCCAUCGAUCCCUGCCAAUCUGCGUCGGCCAAUCAGGGUCCUCUCCCUGUUUGAUGGUAUAUCAACUGGGUACCUGGUGUUGAGGGAUUUGGGCUUUAAAGUUGAGAAGUAUGUGGCAUCAGAGAUCGAUGAAGACUCCAUCACUGUUUCCAUGGUGAAUCACUAUGGAAAGAUAUUGCACGUGGAUGAUGUUAGGUUCAUCACUAAGGAACAUAUAGAUAAGUGGGGCCCAUUUGAUCUUCUGAUUGGAGGAAGCCCAUGUAAUGACCUGUCUAUUGUGAAUCCAGCACGAAAAGGCUUGUUUGAGGGUACAGGGCGCCUCUUUUUUGAAUUCUACCGACUCUUAAACGUGAUGAAGCCCAAAGACGGUGACCCUCAUCCGUUCUUCUGGCUGUUUGAGAAUGUGGUUUUCAUGGCUAGCAGAGACAAAGCUGACAUUUGUCGCUUCUUAGAGUGCAACCCAGUGCUGAUUGAUGCUGUGAAAGUAAGCCCCGCCCACAGAGCCCGGUAUUUCUGGGGGAACCUUCCUGGCAUGAAUAGGCCAAUCAUCGCCUCCCAAAAUGAUAAACUCACUCUACAGGACUGUUUAGAGGUGGGACGCAUGGCUAAGUUCAAUAAAGUGCGAACCAUCACAACUCGAACCAACUCACUCAAGCAAGGAACAACAGAAGUAUUCCCCGUCACUAUGAAUAAGAAAGAUGACAAUAUAUGGGUCACAGAACUGGAGAAGAUUUUUGGAUUCCCAAAGCAUUACACAGAUGUGAGGAACAUGGGGAGAAUCCAGAGACAGAAAGUUCUGGGCAAAUCCUGGAGUGUCCCAGUCAUCAGGCAUCUCUUUGCACCACUUAAAGAUUAUUUUGCUUGUGAUGAGGUCCCAUUAAAGUGA
Messenger RNA from Chanos chanos (milkfish), 4158 nucleotides. RefSeq lists its product as uncharacterized. The transcript has 21 exons. The coding region runs from base 1 to 4158 and encodes 1385 amino acids. Gene Ontology annotation, cellular component: nucleus. Gene Ontology annotation, biological process: negative regulation of transcription by RNA polymerase II. Gene Ontology annotation, molecular function: DNA (cytosine-5-)-methyltransferase activity, acting on CpG substrates; protein binding; DNA binding. The record is from RefSeq and is a predicted model, not a curated record. Lineage: Eukaryota; Metazoa; Chordata; Actinopteri; Gonorynchiformes; Chanidae.